Molecule: messenger RNA, 324 nt
Organism: Dentiscutata heterogama
Lineage: Eukaryota; Fungi; Glomeromycota; Glomeromycetes; Diversisporales; Gigasporaceae
Source: the annotation of a GenBank genome assembly
CAAAUUGCAGAUAUAUUAGAUAGUGAUAAGACCGUACAGAUUUGUGAAUUAUCAAAAAAAUAUGGUCAUUUUUAUGCAUGUAGAUUCUCUUUUGGUGGUACUAUUAUAUUUAAAAAUACAAAUGAUGCUGCGAGUUUAAACGAAUCAGCACGCCUUAUUGGCAGAAAAGGAACAUUUCUAAUAUUGAUAGUUGGAAUCUUAAAAGCUUUAGGAAAAAGAAUGUUAAAAGAAUAUGAAUAUGGUAAUCCUAUCACUGUUAUUCAUCACGUUAUGGGCAAAAAAGGAAGAAAAAGUGAAUAUUUGACAAUCCAUAAUAUUUGGAAU